CCAUCAUUUCAGACCAAAAUGGCGACUGUUUCUGGAAGCAGACGCCAAAACAUGACAAUCGAUGGCGUUUGGGAAGAUUUGUACAAUGGACUGCAGGCUGUGUAUCUGCGAGAAGUGAUGAAGUCUCAACGAUAUAUGGAGCUUUACACAAGCGUGUACGACUUCUGCACUGCCGUCUCGGUGAAUCCGUCCGCACCAGCCGGUGGCGUCGUAGGGCGACCGAGCAGAUCAAAUGCACGUUCGUCUCACAGAAACUACAACGCUGAAGAUGGAGCGGUGACAGGAACAGACUUUGUUGGUGUUGAAAUGUAUGCAAAACUAACAGCAUUUAUCGAAUCUUACGUCAGAGAUCGGCUUGAAGGUGCCCGAGAUUUGCUUGGUGAAGAUUUAUUACGUUAUUACACGACGCAAUGGUCGGAAUUCAGAUUUUCCUCCAAGGUUGUCGAUGGCAUUUUUUCCUACCUAAAUAGACAUUGGAUCAAACGGGAACUGGAUGAAGGAAACGGCAAUAUCUACAUGAUUUAUACGUUGGCGCUUGUGAUAUGGAAAAGAAUAUUGUUUAUGGAAAGCAAAGAACGGGUUACCGAUGCUGUGCUAGAUCUGAUCAGGCGCGAACGGAAUGGAGAGACUAUCCCUCGUAAGCUGAUCCGUGACGUCACUGAUUGUUAUGUUGAACUCGGAAUAGAAGAGGAUGAAACUCCGGACCAAGUACGCUCGGCUCAGCCAAAUCCUAAUGCGAAACUGAGGGUGUAUAUGGAUCAUUUUGAAGCAAAGUUUCUUCGAGAAACGGAAAAUUACUAUGCUAAUGAAGCUCAAGCUUUUCUAGAGAAUAAUCCACUCACGGAGUAUAUGAAAAAGGUUGAAAGAAGGCUUGAGGAUGAACGCGCUCGAUGUGAUAUGUACCUUCAUAUGGCUACACAAGAGCCUCUUUCGAAGCGUUGCGAGAAGGUAUUGAUUGAAGCGCAACUGGAACUUUUUCAAAGCGAGUUUGGCGCUCUACUUGAAGCAAACAAGGACGAUGAUCUUGCUAGGAUGUACAAGUUAUGCGAGCGAGUUGAAGAUGGUCUUAAUAAUCUGAGAUCUGCGCUUGAAAGUCACAUCACCAAGGAAGGUCUUGCAGCUAUUGCCAAAGUUGCAGACACGGCAUUCACGGAUGCGAAACUGUAUGUAACCACAAUCUUGACUGUACAUAAUCGUUACUCAUCACUGGUUGGCAGCGCUUUCCAAAAUGAAUCGGGAUUCAUUCAGGCACUUGAUAAGGCGGCUACUACUUUCAUCAAUAAAAACGCAGUAACAAGACGUUCUCAGCAACAACUGAGCAAAUCACCGGAACUAUUAGCCAAAUAUUGCGACCAGCUUCUUCGAAAAAGCAGUAAAAUGCCGGAAGAAAGUGAGUUGGAGGAUAUGCUGACCCAAGUUAUGGUUGUCUUUAAAUACAUUGAGGACAAAGAUGUAUUCUCAAAGUUCUACACCAAGAUGUUCAGUAAAAGAUUAAUAUCAGAAACAUCUGCAUCUGAAGAAGCUGAAGUGAGCCUGAUUAACAAGCUGAAGCAAAUGUGUGGUUUCGAAUACACUAAUCGAUUGUCGAAGAUGAUCAAUGACACCCAGAUUAGCAAAGAUUCUUGCGCAGAAUUUCGCGACUACUUGGCUAAUCAAAACGUUGAUCUUGGUAUCGAUUUCAAUAUGCUUAUUUUGAGUUCUGGAUCUUGGCCUGCUUUGCCAACUCUAAAAAUGCAUUUGCCUCAAAAGCUCAAUCUAGCUAUAGAACACUUUACUUCGUUUUACAACUCUAAGCAUAAUGGCAGAAAGCUGACAUGGGUUUUGUCUCAGUCACGAGGUGAAAUGUAUGCAUAUGGAUUUGGUAAGAAAUAUGUGUUUACGACAACAACAGCUCAAAUGGCUGUGCUCUUAUUGUUUAACGAUUCCGUUGAGUACACAGUUGGUUCACUGGUGACAUCAUUGGGUAUGGAUAAGAAGACGCUCUCACAAGUUCUCGCGUCCCUAGUCAAGAACGAUGUGCUGAAAAGUUCUGAGCCUCUUGAUAUCUCUAGCGAAGCCAAAGACGAGAUAUGCUUGUCUCUUAAUCAAACAUACUUCAAUAAAAAAGUGAAAGUUGAUCUAUCCAAGAUGGUCAUGAGAUCUGAUCCCAAGCAGGAAACUGAGCAUGUCCAGAAGAAUGUCGACGAGGACAGGAAGAGCGUGAUCAAUGCAUGCAUAGUUAGAAUCAUGAAGACUAGGAAGAGAAUCUCUCAUUCGCAGUUGAUGACCGAGGUUUUACAACAGUUAUCAGCACGCUUCAAGCCAAGCGUUGAAAUGGUGAAGCGCUGCAUUGGCCAGCUGAUCGAGAAAGAAUACAUGCGACGAGACGAUAACUCCCGCGAAAUGUACGAGUAUAUGGCAUAG
This is a messenger RNA of Cylicocyclus nassatus, 2403 nucleotides long. NCBI's taxonomy places the organism in Eukaryota, Metazoa, Nematoda, Chromadorea, Rhabditida, Strongylidae. The record is from the annotation of a GenBank genome assembly.